AAUUAUCCAUAUUAUUCCACAGGAAAAAUCCUAUUAUAACUUUGUUUACUACAAUUUUUAUGGUCGAGUUUAUGAAAUCGAUUACGACAAACAAUUUAGUUUUCACUAAAUUUUUUCAAAUCAAAAUAAUUAAAUAAAAAUAAAAAAUGAUAUGAAGAAAUCACCUAAAAAGAAAAGUUAAAAAAUGAUAUGAAGAAAUCACCUAAAAAGAAAAGUUAUUUUUUUUUCAAAUCGAAAGUUCAAAAAUACUAUUGUAAAAAGAAAAGUUAAAAAAUUUUCCUUCCCAAAGGGUAGGGUUCAAAAUAUGUCUAUGAUUUAGUCAACAUUUAAUAUUUUGUGAUUAUGUGUUGAGUAUCUUGACUUAUAAAUAUGCAAUCCUUAUGUUAAAUAAAAAUAUUAUUGAAUUAAACAUUGAAAUUUCAUUUGAUAAAUUAACUACAUUAAUCUUUUAACAACAUGUAUUGAGAUAAUACACGAGGAAACACAAUAUUUAUGAAGAAUACUUCACAAUAUUUGAGCAAUCCAAGACCAAAAUAGUUGAAAAAUAAAUUCAAAUUAUUAUUAAUAUAAAUCAAUAAAACCUCCCGGCCAAUGGCCGGGUGAAAAGCUAGUUACACAAUAGAGCAUUUUGUGUGUUGGAUUCAUAACUCUAUGGUUGUCGAUAUUGUACCAUAGGUUGUGGUGUAUUAUAAAAUCCGCUAGUGUUGCGUAAAGGAGAUUUUAUUAAGAACGUUGGUUUGUCGGAGAAGAUCGACUUGUCCAAAUAAGAAAGUCUCUCGAUUAGAAAAAUUUCAUACUAACCCGAAUGUUUUCUAUGAUGAAUUUUUAAGUUACUUGCAUGUACCAUAAUCGAAUGUUUUCGAUUAUAAAAAUGCCAAUAAGUACGAGAUUACUCAAAAGUGUAACUCUAUUUCAAAUCAACAGUCUGUCAUCCAAGAGUGUAAAAUAAACGAAAUAAGUCUGGGUUUAUUGAAGGAAAAGAAGAAGAAGUGAAGAAGAAUGGUCAACAUGACAUUAUUCUUCUCCGAUGAAGGAGAAUGCAAGAGACAGUGAAUGUCGAUAGCAUCACGCAUCAACAGUAUUUACCGUUGAUCAAUCCAUCAUGCUAGAAUGGAGAAUCACUUCAAAAUUGACCAUGAGUAACCAAAGGAAUUUUUAAUUUGUCACUCUUCAUAUUUGGCCCUAAAAUUCAUUGGGAAGAUUUGUUCAUAUCCAAGUAUUGAGAAUUUGAGAUCUGACUUACAAAUUAACAUGACAAAAGCUUGUUACCCAAUGCACAAAACGAAUAAGUACGAUUUGGCUCCAAAAAAGUGUAAAUUCUUCUUGGGCUUACAUCUCAUGCUGACAUCACGGAUCUACACCACCAAUGACCAAACACCAACAAACCAGAAGAAAUCUUAAACAAGAGAGAAAAGAAAGCAAAUUCCCAAGGUGACAUGUUGAGAACGCUAUGCUGAUGUCAUCAGAGAAUCCCUGGGCUUAGCGUGUCCAGCUAAUGGAAUGAACGGUAAACCUCUUUGCCUUUAUUGUGACCUUUGACCUUCCACUAAUCUGGUGAUCCUUCCUUGUAUAUAAAGCUGAUGAAAAGCUCCGCAGUUUGUAGUUUGUACUCAUUCUUCCACCCAAAUUGCCAGUUCUUCGCAGUUGCUUUCACAGCUAGAAAACAGAGAAAGAGCCCCAAGAAAGAAAUAACCCACAAAAUCCCUGUAAAUUAGGAAAGAAGAAAUGCCCGAAAGAGAGGAUUCUUACGCCGUUCGCGAUUCCCGCCAGGUGGUGAAGAAGUUCUUGGCCAGGCCUCAGCACGAGGGAGUCGGCGCCAUUGUUAGAAGGAGCAUUGGAAGGUUUGAACUGAAAUACUUCGAUCCUUUCCUUGCUCUCGAUGAGUUCUCUGUCACUGCGCCAGCAGGAUUCCCCGAUCAUCCACACAGAGGUUUCGAGACGGUCACGUACAUGUUGCAGGGAGCGGUCCUGCACGAAGAUUUCGAAGGUCACAAAGGGACAAUCGGAGCCGGCGACGUGCAAUGGAUGACCGCCGGCAGAGGGAUUGUUCACUCCGAGAUGCCUGCAGCUCAAGGCACCCAAAAGGGUCUCCAACUCUGGAUCAACCUCUCUUCCAAGCACAAAAUGGUCGAGCCAAGGUACCAAGAAAUCGCGAGCAAGGACAUCGCGGAAGCAUCAAACGACGGCGUGAAGGUCAGAGUGAUAGCAGGGGAAGCUCUGGGGGCCAAGUCGCCGGUGUACACAGUUACGCCGACGAUGUACCUGGACUUCACGCUGAAGCCGGGAGCACAACUCCGGCAGCCGAUCCCGGCGCGUUGGAAUGCGUUCGUGUACGUGCUGGAAGGGGAAGGAGGGUUCGGGAGCGCGACGAAACCGGUGACUGCAUCGGCUCAUCAGCUCCUGCUUCUGAGCAACGGCGGCGGUGGGGAUGGGUUGGAGGCGUGGAACAAGUCGUUGAAGCCGCUGAGGUUUGUAUUGGUCGGCGGGGAGCCGUUGGGGGAGCCGGUGGCGCAGUUGGGUCCGUUUGUGAUGAACACGGAGGAGGAGAUUGAUCGGACCGUUGAUGAUUUUGAGAAUUUUGUGAAUGGGUUUGAGAAGGCGAGGCAUUGGAGGUCUGAGAGUGGGAUUAGCCUUGGGUUUUAGAGGCGAAAACAGAGUUAUGGAAAUUGGAUGGUUGAUUUCUUGUUUUUUUCGUGCUAUGUCUUGGUUGGUGUUUGAUUAGAAGUGGAGGGAUAGAUUCAUUUAUUAGAGAGUAGAAUGUAGAGAUUGCUCUCAAAAUGUAAAUUAGGGUCUUCCUUUUGUUUUUUUAGGGAAAAUCAUUUACCGGCACCCGAGAUUAUACAAACUUCAACUUUAUGAUUUGGUUUUUUUUAAGGGUACGAAGGAUCGAUAAUAAUAACGACUAGACAAUAAUUAAAGAUAAUUAUGACGGACUUUACAUAUACAACUCAUUUGACAAAGACAAAUGGGAAUGGUGGUAGAGUAGUCAUUAUUGUUAGGUUACUCAACAAGGCAUGAAAUUAUAUAUUUGGUAUGUCUCCUUUCGAAAUAAGAUACUAUUAUGAUUUGAGGUGACUUAGAUCAUAUCUCACAUAUAGUUGAGAUAUUUGAACGAAUAAGCUUAAUUUAAGUUAGUUCCCAUCAUCGUUCAUUAUUGAUGGGGGCGACAAUGAAUAUGGUGAUUGAGAAAUGAAGAAGAAGUGAGAAGUCGUUAAUGUAGGAAGCAGUGAAGUCGGUGAUAAAAAUAAUGUCGUUGUUAGGAACGAUUAGAAACCGAACAAAGAGAAAUUAGGGUUACUGAAAUCUGGCUGAGUCGCGGACUAGUUCGCUUUAUUUAAGACGUUUGUGACGCUACCUCUUUGCGCACAACAGACCAUCACCAUUCGCCUCAAGGAUAAAAACACCUUCCUUUGUUGAUCGUUGGUUUUGUGCGAAAAACCGAAACUCUAUAAACUCUCUCUCUCUCUCGUGUUUCUACUCUUCGAAUUUGGUGUGUUUAGAGGGUCUAAGGGGUCAGGAUAAAACAACCUUCCUUUGUUGCUCGUCGGGUUUUGCGAAAAACCGGAGCUCUAUGAACUCUCUCUCUCUCUCUCUCUCUCUCUCUCUCGUGUUUCAGAUUUUCGAAUUUGGUGUGUUUAGAGGGUCUGAGGGGUAGCUAUUUAUACGAGUCGAGACCCCUCAAAAUUCCUCUUUCAUGGGGAUAAGUCAUGCUUAAUUAGGAGAUAAACCUCUCCUUAAUUAAACUAAUUACCCGAGUUAUCUCUCGAAUUCCUUUUAAAGAUACAGAAUAAUUCAGUUUGGAAUUUCUCCAUAAAUAGUAGUCCCAACGACAGGCACGUGUAUAGUGGCCCAUUAGGUUUUGAUUCUCUCACAAAAGUGGGUCAUCCCAAGGAGCAAUGCCCUUAUAAGAGAACUCAAUUUUUAUACUCGUUUGACAAGAACUCUCCCAGCAAUGUGACAGUCUUGCCUUGAGACAUAUAGCUUUCAAAACAAUUCACCAUUUCCAACAAGAACAAGUAAGAGACUAUUGAUAAUGGAGAUACAUCAGCCGAUGAAGAAGAGGAUGGCAUGGUUAUUGGUAGAUAAGGAGGUUUUGAUGGCAACGCAAAAAUACUAUAAAAAAAUGGAAACUCACUGCGAUUUCUGGUAGGAGCGAGAUUAAGUAGGUUACUAGGUCCUUUAUGAGAUGGCUUUCUUGCAUGAGUUUGAUUUGUUACUAUCGAUAAGAUCAUAGUAAAUGUACUAGGUAGGAUGUCAAAAAUUCUCUAACGUAUGUUAGUUUCAAUUUUUUCUGUUCAUGAAGAAUUUGAAUGAUUUUAUUGCACCAAAUAAAAGAAGAAAUCUUACUUCAUAAAGUAGGUUAUGAGAUCGAUAGAUUGUCAUCAGACCAACAAGCCGAACCCAAAUCUAAUCAAAUCAUGAGGUUGGAAUUUUUAUAGUCCAUACUAUGAGAUUAAAUCAAUUGGUAAUAUUUUU
Linum trigynum is the source of this 4476-nucleotide messenger RNA. Lineage: Eukaryota; Viridiplantae; Streptophyta; Magnoliopsida; Malpighiales; Linaceae. The record is from the annotation of a GenBank genome assembly.